Quercus lobata is the source of this 642-nucleotide messenger RNA. RefSeq names its product anthranilate N-methyltransferase-like. Bases 1 to 642 code for a protein of 213 amino acids. Gene Ontology annotation, molecular function: O-methyltransferase activity. The record is from RefSeq and is a predicted model, not a curated record. The transcript has 3 exons. Lineage: Eukaryota; Viridiplantae; Streptophyta; Magnoliopsida; Fagales; Fagaceae.
AUGCCCACAACCAACUGGGACACACCAGCCAUGAUUAACCGCAUUUGUAGCCUACUGGUGCACCAUGGCGUGCUUGGUGUCUCUUUGGAUGAUGAUAUUUUUCACAGGCGAUACUGUCUCACUUCAGUGUCCAAGUACUUUGCGCGUGGUAACCAACAAGAUGGGGUUUCCUUGGCACCCUUGAUGGAUUUGGUUCUUGACAAGGUUUACUUGGAUGGUUGGUCUCAACUGAAGAAUGCCAUUCUUGAAGGCGGACUUCCAUUUAACAGGGUCCAUGGAAUGCAUGCCUAUGAGUAUGCUGGCAGGGACGGCAGGUUAAGUCAAGUUUUCAACACAGCAAUGUUCAGCCGCACUGCCAUAAUUGUUAAGAAGAUCCUUGAGUCCUUCAAAGGUUUUGAGAACCUCAAGCAGGUGGUUGAUGUUGGUGGUGGCAUUGGAGUGGCACUCAACUUAAUCACUUCCAAAUACCCCAAUAUAAAGGGCAUUAAUUUUGACUUGCCUCGCGUCAUAAAACAUGCCCCAUCCUUUCCUGUUAUGAUGUCUCUUCGAUCUAUAAUAUUUGAAAUAAUAUUGUGGUGUUUUUGUGUCAUUUCUCCAAAGUCUGGGAAGGAACUUAUACAGCCUCUACAACUGUUGAAAUAG